Molecule: messenger RNA, 2470 nt
Organism: Gossypium raimondii (Peruvian cotton)
Lineage: Eukaryota; Viridiplantae; Streptophyta; Magnoliopsida; Malvales; Malvaceae
Exons: 5
Coding region: 333-2222 (629 amino acids)
Source: RefSeq, a predicted model, not a curated record
AAUCAAAAUUAGGUCCAAAAGUACUCCACUUUACUUCUUCUUCGAUAUUCUUACAAGCCCAUUGAGGUUGUUGCCGCGAUCUCUUCUUCUUCUUCCUCCUCUUCGCGCCGCUAGGUUUUACCAAAUUCAAAGCAAAGUGAAUGAAGGUAUUUCGGGCAAAUAUGAAAACGCGUGCCACCUUUGACUGUUAAUUAGAAAGGGAUACAUCCAUGAGAAAAUGCAUUCAACAGCUUCUUCUUCCUCUUCGUCGUCUUCCUAUUCUAUUAUUCAACGUCUUCGCUCUUUAGCGUCUUCAAAGCUACCUUUCUUUACCUUUAUUUCCCUAUAUCUCCAUGUCCAGAUUUUUGACGUUUGCCAAUAUUAGGAAAGCUGCACAAUAUGCUAUUUCGAACCCAACAACGAGCCAUUCGGAAUUUAGGAAGUAUGGAACAGUUGUUACUAUCGGGUUGCAGUUGCCGCAGUAUAGAGUGCACUCCCAUUAUGGGUUCAACAUUGGAGGAAAGGCUCCAUGGGUAUUGCAGAAUACCAAGGAAGGGAUAUCUCGAGGUUAUUUUGCCCGGAACCAUUCAUUCUUUUCCGCGAGUAGUGCAGUGACUCAUCAUGCACAAGUUGCUUGGAAAAAGUUCACCCGUAAAUGUUCUUCGAGUUGUCAUACAUUCCCUUACAUAAGGAUGGCUCAAGCAGUAAGCUUAGCAUUGUCCCGCUCUCACUUGAUAGUUCCUGGUAUUUUUGGCUUGGGAGGCGGACGACUGGCAUUGGCGCAGAGGAAGGUAGUAGAGACAAAUUAUUACCCAUCACCAAAUUCUUUGUAUAGUCGUGCUCAAGAUGGUCAUGCUUUUGUUUCUUCUAUACUACUUUCAGUGAUAGAAGGUGUUAUCUUGCUAGUGAGGGCUAUCUAUCUUACAAUUUUGUUCUCUCCGAGUAUAAUAAUGGCACCAUUUGCCGACUCUUGUGGCCUCAAAUUCAGGAAAAUAUGGCUUGAAGUCGUGCAUCGCACACUUGAAACGGCAGGUCCAGCAUUCAUAAAAUGGGGUCAAUGGGCAGCAACGCGACCAGAUCUCUUCCCUAAAGAUUUAUGCACCAAGCUUUCAGAGCUUCACAGCAGGGCUCCUGAACACAGCUUUGCUUUCACAAAGAAAACUAUUGAAAGAGCAUUUGGCCGUAAGCUUUCUGAAAUAUUUGACAGUUUCGAAGAGGAACCGGUGGCUUCUGGAAGUAUAGCUCAGGUGCACCGGGCUUCUUUGAGAUUCCGUUACCCUGGUAAAAGGGUCAAGCCCAUGUUAGUGGCAGUAAAGGUUAGACAUCCUGGUGUUGGUGAAUCAAUUAGGAGAGAUUUUAUGAUUAUCAACUUGGUGGCGAAAUUAUCAAAGUUCAUUCCAACUCUUAACUGGUUGAGAUUGGAUGAGAGUGUCCAGCAAUUUGCUGUUUUCAUGAUGUCUCAAGUUGAUCUUGCCAGGGAAGCUGCCAAUUUGAACCGUUUUAUAUAUAAUUUCCGAAGCUGGAAAGAUGUUUCUUUUCCUAAGCCUGUCUAUCCACUUGUGCACCCUGCUGUUUUAGUGGAAACGUACGAACAAGGGGAAAGUGUUGCACGCUAUGUUGAUGAAUUUGAAGGAUAUGAUAUGGUUAAGGCCAAACUUGCUCAUAUUGGAACUCAUGCGCUUUUAAAGAUGCUUUUGGUCGACAACUUCAUUCAUGCUGACAUGCAUCCUGGAAAUAUCCUUGUUCGGGUGUCUCAUAGCAAGGCUUCUCGAAAACGGCUCUUUAAGUCAAAGCCUCAUAUCAUUUUCCUUGAUGUAGGCAUGACUGCUGAACUUUCUAAAAGUGAUCGUAUAAAUUUAUUGGAAUUUUUUAAGGCUGUUGCUCGAAGAGACGGUCAGACUGCUGCUGAGUGUACACUUAGAUUAUCACAGCGACAAAACUGCCCAAACCCAAAGGCUUUUAUUGAGGAAGUAGAUGAAGCAUUCACUUUUUGGGGUACCCCGGAGGGUGAUCUAGUCCAUCCAGCUGAAUGCAUGGAACAACUGCUUGAGAAAGUAAGGCGUCAUAAAGUCAAUAUUGAUGGCAACGUAUGCACUGUUUUGGUCACCAUGUUGGUUCUUGAGGGUUGGCAAAGGAAACUUGAUCCAGGAUAUGACGUAAUGGAAACACUACAGACGCUGCUACUCAAAGCGGACUGGGCAAAAUCUCUUUCCUACACCAUCGAUGGGCUGAUGGCUCCAUGAAAGAGAUCUUUAGGUUCAUAUGUUUCUGUUUCUAUAAAACAAUUUUGAUAGAGCUAAGACAAUAUACCUAGUGUUGAAAAGCAAAUUUUUGAGCUAAUCUGAAAUGUCAUCCUCUUCUGUAAUUAUUUGUUACUUUCAACAAUUCAUUGCUGUUAUAUUUAUAUCUUAGUCUCCCAUAACAGAGAACAGUGGAAGAAAGGGCUAAACCGGAGAAAAUGAAGUGUAGAAAGCUAUUCUUUUUCUUCAAA